Delphinapterus leucas (beluga whale) is the source of this 3279-nucleotide messenger RNA. The record is from RefSeq and is a predicted model, not a curated record. NCBI's taxonomy places the organism in Eukaryota, Metazoa, Chordata, Mammalia, Artiodactyla, Monodontidae.
CUGGGGUCCACGGGGUGGAGGGAGCUGCAGGUGGAGCAGGUGGGUGGGUGGCCUGCCUGCCCACCUGGGAUGCUCUUUGGACGUCCAGGGACCAUGGGUCCAGGAGGCGUCGGGAGGUCGGAUGGCCGGCCGGGGUGUGUACGUUGCAGGAGCAUCUGCCCCGUGGAAUUCUAGCCACCAUCUGGGAUGAGAUGGCUCAGGGUGGACGGGGAGGUGAAGCACAGAUGUCUGCGGUCCAGGCCUGGGCCUGGCCACAGUCAGGGCGUGGGGAGAGAGAAGGGGUGGCAGUGAUGGAAGGAGAGCAGGGCUCAGGGGAGCAAGGACUGGCCGGCUGAGUGUCCAGUGCUGGCAGAGACCUGGACGCAGGGAGUGACCACGGGAUUGGCCUGUGCAUGUGUGACCUUGGUCCGAGCUUGUCUGUGGCGGAGCCAGCAGACGGGCUGUGGAGAGAGGAGAGGCGAGAGGUGGAGGAGGGAGUGGGCAGGGUGCAGGGAUGAGGGUUUUCAUUGUAAUGUUUAUAUGGAUGCUGCUACGCUUGCUGUGUGCUGAUGGGAGUCUGCUGGCCAGGGUCCAGAGAGGACCCCAGAGGGGCUGGUGGCCAGAAGCCUGGCCCAGGCAGAGGCUGAGGGCUGACCGAGUGCUGUGGGGGGCUGGACAUGGGGAUUAGGCUGGUGUCUCCUGAGUCCGAAUGUCACUUGUUCGCUCUUCCCUUUGCCUUGAUGUCUGUUUCUCUUUUGUAGAAUUAAAACGAGGAAUUUCCCAAGACUUGAUUUCUUCCCCCAAAUUAGACAAAUACAAAAUAGCAAGACAAUUAACGGACAAGGCAAUCAAGGAAAAGAAGAUCUUCUCCAUCUACGGACACUCCCCGGUGAUCCGGGCCUCCCUGCGGAGGAAGGGCUGGGUGGAGAAGAGGUUCCACUUUCUGCCCAAGGUCGUUCCGAGUGUCAAAGACGAAGGGGAAGGAGUGCCAGAAAACAAACGUGCUGAAGGCAAAGAAAGUCAAGAAGUGGCUUUGGGGAAAACAGACGACAUCCACGAUGUGAUGUCCAGGUUGGUAAAAAAUGAAACACCGUACUUCCUCUGGACAAUCAAAAGGGACAUCAUUGACUAUCACAGUCUGAGCUGCGACCAGAUGCUGAAUCACUACGGGAAGACGGCGUCCUUCACCACCAAGAUUGGGCUGUGCGUGAGCCUGCGGAGCCUGCCGUGGUACGUCCAGGCCAACCCCGACUCCUUCUUCCCACGCUGCUACGGCCUCUGCACCGAGAGCGAGAAGCGAGAGUUCCUGGAUGACUUCCGGCGCACGGUGGCCUCCAGCAUCCUCAAGUGGGUGGUCAGCCACCAGAACUGCAGCAGGAGCACACCCAAGGGCUGGAGGGAAGAGGCCGGUGACAGUGACUCCAGCAACAAGCAAGUUCCUGAGAGCACAGGAUCGAGGCUCACAGGCCUCUCAGGGCAGCUGGUGGACAUCGCGUGCAGGGCGUGCGAGGCCUACCUGGGGCGGCUGGAGCACGAGGACAUCGACCUCUCUGAAGACGCCGCCAAGGACCUCACGGAGGACGAGUGGAAGGACCUGACCCAGCAGUACUACAGGCUCAUUCACGGCGAGGCGUUCAUCUCCAAUUCCAGAAAUUACUUUUCGCAGUGCCAAGCUCUGCUGAAGAAAAUCACCUCUGUGAACCCUCAGACGGAGAUCGACGGGCUUCGGAACAUCUGGAUCGUAAAGCCCGCGGCCAAGUCCCGGGGCCGAGACAUAGUGUGCCUGAACCACGUGGAGGAGAUCCUGGAGCUGGUGGCUACAGACCCACCCCCCGCCAAGGGCAACAAGUGGGUGGUGCAGAAGUACAUCGAGACACCGCUGCUCAUCUACGACACCAAGUUUGACAUCCGGCAGUGGUUCCUGGUCACCGACUGGAACCCGCUGACCAUCUGGUUCUACAAGGAGAGCUACCUGCGCUUUUCGACGCAGCGCUUCUCCCUGGACAAUCUGGACAGCGCCAUCCACCUGUGCAACAACUCCAUCCAGAAGCACCUGAAGAACGACGAGGACCGGAGCCCCCUGCUGCCGGGUCACAACAUGUGGACCAGCACCGAGUUCCAGGAGUACCUGCAGAAGAGGGGCCGCGGGGCCGUGUGGGGCAGCGUCAUCUACCCGUCCAUGAAGAGGGCCGUCACCAACACCAUGAAGGUGGCCCAGGACCAUGUAGACCCGCGGAAGAACAGCUUCGAGCUGUACGGCGCCGACUUCAUCCUCGGGUGCGACUUCAAGCCCUGGCUGAUCGAGAUCAACUCUAGCCCCACCAUGCAUGCGUCCACGCCGGUCACGGCCCAGCUCUGUGCGCAGGUGCAGGAGGAUACCAUCAAGGUGGUGGUGGACCGCAAGGUCGACCGAAACUGCGACGUUGGCAACUUCGAGCUGCUGUGGAGACAGCCUGCAGUGGAGCUGCCCCCCUUCCCGGGGUCCGACCUCUUCGUGGAAGGGGUGGGUGUGUGGAAAGCCAAGAAGCAGAUGCCGCCCAUCUCCAACUUUGACUUUGCAUCUCCGCUCUUGGACAUUCAUCCACCAAGGGAGAGGUGCCCCCCGGCCAUGCCACACCUGGCUCCGGGACCACCACGAAUGGCUCUCCAGCAAGACUUGAAACUGAAAGACGAAAAGGUACUUCCUUGCACCUUGCCUGUGCUCUAAAAGAGGCUGGCGGAGAGAAGUGCUAAAGUAAAGUGCGGCCACAGGGAGUUUGGGGAAGAUAGAGCCCCCCACCUGUACCUUUCAGCACCUAGACAAUAAGGCCCUGAGCUCUGCUCUUGCCAGGGCCGAAUCAGACAAACACUUGGAUCCAAACUUAUUAAAUGUGCACCCACUGCGUCCCUUCUUCCGAGCGUGAAGACAGUGGAGAGCGCUCAGUUUCAGCUGCCCAGACCAUCAGGGCUGCCAAGGGCCCUCCCAGCGCCGUGCCUAGUGUGCCGUGGCUCGCUGCCGCCCGCCGGUCCCUGCAAACGCCAUCCUGCAGGGUGCCUCCGUCGUGCCCCUCGGCAACGGGCCGGGCGGCGGCCUGUGCACCCCGUGACACCAAGGCCCAGGCCCCACGGCCUCCAGUGCGUGGCGUGCUUCUCUGGAAACCUAGACAUAGAUGAGGGACCUUGUACACAGAGCUAUUUUAGCGAAGUUGUGCAGUCUUCACCAUGGUAUUUCUUGUGGAGCCUCAGUCCCCACCCUCUCCCAGUGCCUGCACCCCAUGCCCACCCACAUCCCAGGCCCCUCGCCCUGCAUCCCACGUGCCA